Messenger RNA from Schistocerca americana (American grasshopper), 1212 nucleotides. Its product is annotated as myb-like protein X. The record is from RefSeq and is a predicted model, not a curated record. The transcript has 3 exons. The coding region runs from base 1 to 1212 and encodes 403 amino acids. Lineage: Eukaryota; Metazoa; Arthropoda; Insecta; Orthoptera; Acrididae.
AUGGCAGAUGACAAAGGAAAGCCGACAAACAGUGUGGAUGACGGUGAUGACACAGUUGUCAAGUCAUAUCCACUACGUUCGCGAACGGGAACAGGCAGACCCGAUUCGCGAAUGGAGAGAACGGCAGACGAUGAUGGUGUGCGUGACGUAUUGUCACAGCAAUCAUCGUCACAGCAAGCGGGAGAAAAUUCGAUGGUUGAAAUGAUGAGAAUUUUUUUUCAAGAAAGAGAACAGGAGAAACUGGAAAGGGAAGCUUAUAAAUUACAAGAACAACGUGAUAGAGAACAGGAGAAACUGGAAAGGGAAGCUUAUAAAUUACAAGAACAACGUGAUAGAGAACAGGAGAAACUGGAAAGGGAAGCUUAUAAAUUACAAAAACAACGUGAUAGAGAACAGGAGAAACGGGAAAGGGAAGCUUAUAAAUUACAAAAACAACGAGAUAGACAAGAAAGGGAACAAAAAGAAAGGGAAAAGGAACGGGAGACAGAGCGAAAAUGGUUUGACCUGAAUACCAUGACUGGUACAAUGAAAAAUAGGAUAGAAGGUAUUCUGCAGAAGGUAGAUGCAUGUGAGAGCACAGUAGGUAACGUGCACAAAGACAUUGAGGUACAAAUCGAAAGCUGCCAGGCAAUUACAACGGAAGUUUCAAAGAAGUCCGCUGAGGUCGGAGCUAAAGUAAACAAGCUUGCAGACCAUGUCGUCACUCUGCAAGGCCAGGUCAAUGACCUGACACAGGCGCUAUCCGAAAUAAACAUUGAAAAGAGGGUGAAUGAUGCUGCAGCCAACGUACGUUCCACGAUAGGAAAAGAAUUUGUAGAAUGGGUCGAGACUAAGGAACAGUACAUAGCAAACAAGGUUCAACACGACUUAAAAGAAGCCGUUAAGUCAGCCACAGUUGAAGUUUUAGCUGCUCCAGAAGACGUGCGUGCUAGCGCGCGGAGUAAUUCUAAUCUUGGCCCGCACACUACACAGCCGCACGGUGUAGGCGCAGACUCAGGUAUGUCAUACCAACCCAACAACAGUAAAGGACAGCAGAAACAUAAAUUCCAGGAUCAAAACAGGUACCACCCCAUAUACCAGACAACACCACAGCAAUACGGUAAUUCACCAGUUAAUUACAAUGAUCGCUAUCACUACAAUGACGAUCGCCAAAAUAAUAAUAAUUUCAUUGGAAAAGGACGUUGGAUUAACACCAACAGUCAACAGCAGUAG